Molecule: messenger RNA, 3332 nt
Organism: Nymphaea colorata (pocket water lily)
Lineage: Eukaryota; Viridiplantae; Streptophyta; Magnoliopsida; Nymphaeales; Nymphaeaceae
Product: probable alpha,alpha-trehalose-phosphate synthase [UDP-forming] 7
Exons: 4
Coding region: 342-2852 (836 amino acids)
Biological process (GO): trehalose biosynthetic process
Cellular component (GO): cytosol
Molecular function (GO): catalytic activity
Source: RefSeq, a predicted model, not a curated record
GGGAGAGAGAGUGAGAGGGAGGAACGAAGCCAAACGGAGGAAACGGAAGCGACGGAAGGCAGCACAACUGCGCACAAGAGGCCAGAAGGCAGAAGGGGAGAGAGGGGCGGAUGAGAGAGAAAAGCGGAUUUCUUUUUCGUCAUUUCUGGCUCGGCGAACGCAUCGUGGGCUUCCUUCUUGGAUCAUAUUUUCGAACGAAUUCCCGAAUUCUGGAAUUUCCCUCCGCGUAAGAAAGAGUUGAGUAGAACAUUCAUUGCCUCUAUUUUUUUUUCCUGCUUGAGCGCCUCCUGUAGUUUCUCAGCCAAGACACUCUGUUGCCUGCGCUAGAACCAGGACCAACGAUGACCUCGAGAUCGUACACAAAUCUUUUGGAUCUUGCUACAGGCAUUAUCCCUACAGCUGGGCGAGGUGGGAAACGUCUUUCGAGGGUUAUGUCCGUUCCUGGAAUAGUCUCGGAGUUUGAUGAUGAUGCAGCAAAUAGUGUUUCAUCAGAUGUUACCUCGUCUGUGAGCCAGGAACGGGUGAUUGUUGUGGCUAACCAGCUUCCGUUGAGGGCACGAAGGAGGCCAGAUAAUGCUGGUUGGACUUUCAGCUGGGAUGAGGACGCCCUUCUAUUACAGCUUAAAGAUGGACUUUCAGAUGACAUGGAUGUUAUUUAUGUUGGUUCUUUGAAGGUGGAAGUUGAUCCUAGUGAGCAGGAUGAGGUUGCUCAGAUCCUGUUGGAGAAGUUCAAAUGUGUACCUGCAUUCCUACCUGAUGACAUCUACAACAAGUUCUAUCAUGGCUUCUGCAAGCAACAUCUGUGGCCACUUUUCCAUUAUAUGCUACCGCUCUCUCCCAGCAGUGCUGGUCGUUUUGAUCGUUCUUCCUGGCAGGCUUAUGUAUCUGCCAAUAAGAUUUUUGCUGACAAGGUAGUAGAGGUGAUAAAUUCAGAUGAUGAUUAUGUCUGGAUACAUGAUUAUCAUCUUAUGGUUUUGCCUAAUUUCUUAAGGAGAAGGUACAACAAAUUGAAGAUGGGAUUUUUCCUUCAUAGUCCAUUCCCUUCGUCAGAGAUAUACAGGACUCUACCUGUCAGGGAAGAGAUAUUGAGAGCCCUUCUUAACUCAGACUUAAUUGGGUUCCAUACAUUUGAUUAUGCCCGCCAUUUUCUUUCCUGUUGCAGUAGGAUGCUGGGCCUUGAUUACCAAUCCAAGAGAGGAUACAUUGGGUUGGAAUACUAUGGCAGAAUGGUUGGGAUCAAAAUAUUACCAGUCGGAAUCCACAUGGUUCAGAUUGAAUCUGUUCUCAGGCUUGCUGAUAAAGAAUGGAGGGUGAAUGAACUCCUUGAUCAGUUUAAGGGUAAAACAGUUGUACUUGGUGUAGAUGACAUGGACAUCUUCAAGGGGAUUAAUCUCAAGAUAUUAGCUUUGGAGCAGCUCCUUAUUCAAUACCCAAAAUGGAGGAACAAGAUUGUUCUGGUUCAGAUCGUCAAUCCUGCAAGAGGGAAAGGGAGAGACAUAGAAGAGCUACAAGCUCAAAUUUUGUCUGACAGCAAAAGGAUAAAUGAAAAUUUUGGUUCUGCUGAAUACACUCCUAUUUUGCUAAUUGACAGGCCGGUUCCUGUGUAUGAACGGAUUGCUUACUAUACAGUUGCAGAAUGUGUUGUUGUGACAGCUGUAAGAGAUGGACUCAAUCUCACUCCUUAUGAGUACAUUGUGUCAAGAGAGGGGAGUCUGGAGAACCCUAAAAAGAGCAUGAUUGUUGUCUCUGAAUUUAUUGGAUGCUCUCCUUCUUUAAGUGGAGCUGUAAGAGUGAACCCAUGGAAUACAGAAGCAGUUGCUGAGGCUAUUAACAUGGCCAUUUCGAUGCCAGAAGCGGAAAAGCAAUUACGCCAUGAAAAACAUUAUCGGUAUGUAAGCACACAUAAUGUUGCUUACUGGGCUCGCAGCUUUAUGCAAGAUUUGGAGAGAUCGUGUAAAGAUCAUCAGAGAAGGAGGUGUUGGGAGAUUGGAUUUGGUUUGCAGUUUAGAGUUGUAUCACUUGAUCCUAGUUUUAGGAAGUUGUCAAUUGAUCAUAUAGCUUCUGCUUAUAGGAGGUCGAAAGGCAGGGCUAUACUGUUGGAUUAUGAUGGUACCGUGACGCCCGAGUCUUCCAUUGAUAAGCGCCCAAGUGAGGAGGUUAUUCGCAUCUUGAACAAACUAUCUGCUGACCCAAAGAAUGUGGUGUUCAUUGUGAGUGGAAGAGGGAAGGAGUCACUAAGUAGUUGGUUUUCUCCUUGUGAGAAGCUUGGAAUUGCUGCAGAGCAUGGCUAUUUCUUGAGGUGGUCAAAAGAAAAAGAAUGGGAAACGUCCUGUGAUCAGUCCAGUGACUUUGCAUGGAUGCAGAUGGCAGAGCCUGUCAUGAGGCUAUAUGCAGAGGCUACGGAUGGGUCAUGGAUAGAGACCAAAGAGAGUGCAAUUGUUUGGCAUCAUCAGGAUGCUGAUCCUGAUUUUGGAUCUUGCCAAGCUAAGGAGCUACUUGACCACCUGGAGAGCGUGUUAGCCAAUGAGCCAGUGGCUGUCAAGCGUGGACAACACAUAGUAGAAGUCAAACCUCAGGGCGUCAGUAAAGGCCUUGUUGCAGAGAAACUGCUCUCGGUGAUGGCAGAAGGAAAUAGGCAACCUGAUUUUGUGUUGUGCAUUGGUGAUGAUCGAUCUGAUGAGGAUAUGUUUGAAGUUAUUAGCAGUGGCAGUCCUGGUGCUUCUGCUUCUGGAUCCUUCUUUAACAGAGAGGUGUUUGCAUGUACGGUGGGUCAGAAGCCAAGCAAGGCGAAAUAUUAUGUUGAUGACACUAUCGAGGUGAUUAAAAUGCUUGAAGCUCUUGCUGGCCCGUAGAUUGAACGGCUAAGGAGGCUCCCAAAAUGGUUGUCAAAAUAAAGGGCAGAUGAGAGCAGAGCUCAAUGAAUCUGAGGUCUGUAUCCUCAGGAGGAUGGAAAAUUUUAGAGGAAAAGGAGCACGGGUGAGGGCCUUACUAAACCAGGUCGUUCGUAGCAUAGGGAAUUGUAAAGCAUGGAAAUUUUCUCCUUUUUUAAAUGCAAGAAAAAAAAAAAGAAAUUUGUGAAAGAUGGUAGUCUGCCUUUUGUUUAUUUAUUUUAUUGUUUCCUUUUUGUGGUGGAACGGCGGGGGGAGAAGGGCUAGGGACGGGAUCUGGCGAUUAGGGUAAGCAACAAGGCUCCUUGCAGGUGCCUUCAUUUAUUUCAGAGAAAAAAGUGAAUAAUUGGUCGAUGUGGAUAUUCUGCACUCUUGGAAUUCUUUUCCUUUUGAAUAAGUUAAUUUGAGGCCGUUUCAAUUGAUUCUUUACCAUGCUCCCGAGUA